This is a messenger RNA of Theobroma umbraticum, 1331 nucleotides long. Its product is annotated as metaxin-like protein. Lineage: Eukaryota; Viridiplantae; Streptophyta; Magnoliopsida; Malvales; Malvaceae. The record is from RefSeq and is a predicted model, not a curated record. Gene Ontology annotation, cellular component: mitochondrial outer membrane; SAM complex; cytoplasm. Gene Ontology annotation, biological process: mitochondrion organization.
GGAUAAAACCCUACCGAGUAAAACCCCAUCAAAAGCCUUGGCCCCUGCCUUCUUCCGAAACUCUUUGGUAAACCCCAAACUCCUUCAUAAAAUCAAAGAAGGCUUUGAUUGCUGUUAUUCAGAGUCGUUAGAGUAGAUUACAGACAGAGAUAGUUGGAGUUAAAGAGGAAAGACAAGAAAGAAAGAGAAUGGAGCAAAUGCAAGCGAGGGAAGCAGAGGAGUUCACUCUGGUCACCAGAAAGCCCUACUUUGAUCUUCCGACGGCUUGCCCUCUUUGCUUACCUGUUUACAUCUAUCUCAAGCUUGCCCACCUUCCCUUUCAUUUAGAAUUCAAUUCUGUCUACCCUGAUUCAGACCAAAUUCCUUAUGUUGAAUCUGGUACUUAUGUGGCCUACAAUAAUGAGAAUGGUGGGGUUAUUGAGCGUUUAAAGCAAGAUGGCGUUGUUGAUCUGGAUUCUGCAUUCCAAUCAGUCCCUGACUGGAUAUCAAUGAAAGCAAUGAUUAGCUCUUGGCUAGCUGAUGCAAUCAUGUACGAACUAUGGGUUGGGUCUGAUGGAAGAUCGGCCUACAAAAUUUAUUAUUCUGAUCUCUCAUGGCCAAUAGGAAAAGUUCUAUUCCUAAAGCAAGUAUAUAUUGUAAAGCAGCGUCUUGGAAUAACAAAAGACAAUGCUGAACAGAGGGAAGAUGAGAUUUACAAGAGAGCAAAAAUUGCUUAUGGAGCUCUGUCCACUAGGUUAGGAGAACAGAACUUCCUCUUUGAUGAUAGGCCAUCAAGUUUGGAUGCAACUUUUCUUGGACAUGCUCUUGUCACCCUUCAUGUUCUACCUGAAACUUCAGUGCUACGGAGCAAACUCUUGGAGCAUGAUAACAUUGUCAGAUAUGCAGAAAAACUUAAAAUGGAGUUUAUUGAGUCUGGUUCAUCAUCUUCUGGCGCACAAUUUCACUCAGUCCCUUCAUCAUCAGCUCCAAGAAAAGAUUCCUCAAAUUGGAGAUCAAAGCCCAAGAGCAAACCCAAGAGGGAGAAAACAGACGAGGAGAAAACUUUCAAGAGGAGGGCAAAAUAUUUUUUAGGAGCCCAGCUACUUGCAGUUCUACUUUUUCUCUCUGUGAUGGGUGGAUAUGAUUCCGGUGACAUGGAGUUUGACGAUGAUGAUGAAGGCUUCACUUAUGAUUGAGACAAUCUCUCAUUUAUGUACAAACUUGAGUCCUCUUUUGUAACCGUUUCCAAUGAUUACUGACAAGGCUAGUAAUCUAUUGAGGUUGAAUUUGUAAUAUUGCAUUAAAAUUGUGGAGAAUAAGAGCAUUAAUUUGAAGAUAUGAUUUGUUCUAUA